AGAGCAACACUGAAGCCGCUGCACUGAUAAGUCUUGCAGACGAUCAGAGUACAAGUGCUCCCAGCUUUACAACUGUUAGCAGAAGAUUGAGAGAUAUCAGUGGACCUGCCAUCAGAUUUUCUAAAAAUGAUUUUGUGCUUUGUCCUUGGUAUCCUGUCCUUCGUGUUCGCAGGAGGCUUUCUUCUAAACAACGACCCUUGCUCCAAGUGUGGGGAGCCCAUUGAUGUGACUCUGGAGGCUAUAAACGAGUUUAGGGAUCCUCACUUCACCAUCUCGGUCAAACUUGAAGCCACUUACCAAAGGGAGCUUAUUCUCCUCCUUCAGGAGGCAGCAGAAAACGAUGGACAUUUUAACUUUACUGUCAGCUAUCAUAAAUCUCUGGGCUUCAUGGUACAAGCCAUCAACAACACGAAGACAAACUUUGCAGAGGACGGGGCAUUCUGGCAAAUCUUCGAAUACAACCCGUCCGUAUCUGUUGGUUCUCGGCAUAUUUGCUAUGGGGUAAGCACCCACCGCCCUAACAAUGGUGACAUCAUCACCUUUCUGUUCUCCAACACAACCGUCUCCCUGGCUCACUGCCCAGACGUGGUUCCCACCCAGUGACCACAGCAACACCGACCUCAAGUUUAAUUGUUUCUUCGGGUCUUUGUUUUGCCAGCUUCAGUCCUUGACAACAAAGGAACAGAACCAGCGCGUCUACGUGGUGCAGAUAUUUAUUAAUAAAGGAAAAAUAAAGAUUCGUUUCAGACAAGGACUGAAAGAAUACACACGA
Messenger RNA from Pomacea canaliculata, 772 nucleotides. RefSeq lists its product as uncharacterized. The coding region runs from base 127 to 603 and encodes 158 amino acids. NCBI's taxonomy places the organism in Eukaryota, Metazoa, Mollusca, Gastropoda, Architaenioglossa, Ampullariidae. The record is from RefSeq and is a predicted model, not a curated record. The transcript has 4 exons.